AUGGAGGCUCAAACAGGCGAGUCUAAAGACUCAUCUGAAUUAGAUUUGUUGAGACAGAGAAUUACCAUUUCAGCUUCUCCACAAACGCCUAUUCCGUUACCAAUUAAUGUUGAGGAUGAUAGCACUGAUUCUAUAAAUUUAUAA
Messenger RNA from Entrophospora sp. SA101, 144 nucleotides. Lineage: Eukaryota; Fungi; Glomeromycota; Glomeromycetes; Entrophosporales; Entrophosporaceae. The record is from the annotation of a GenBank genome assembly.